GGCAGCAGUGGAGCCGGAAGGGGAGCUGCGAUUCCGUCCCCGCCUUCACGCUACAGGACAGCCCGGGGUCUAGCGCUGUCACAGCAGGCCUACUUCCGUCAGCUCUAUCGCAAACAUUAUUAUUAAAAAACACAAUUACGGCCAUCCAAGCCUCCCAAGCAGCGCGUUUGUGUGUUUUUCCACUACGGCUCCUGUGCAGGGUGGACUGACCUGUCAUGAAUGAGCCCAUUGAAGGCGGUGCGAUCUCGUUCGACGAGUAUGUGCGGCAGAAGGCGCGCACUAUACCUCAGCACCGCAUGAAAGAGUUCCUGGAGUCGCUGGCCUCCAAAGGCCCGGAGGUGCUGCAGGAGUUCAGCCAGCAGACCAGCGGCACCACCACCACUAUGGUGUACCAGCAGGGUGCCAACUGCAUCUACACGGACAGCACGGAGGUGGCGGGCUCAUUGCUGGAGCUGGCAUGUCCGGUGCAGGUGACGUCGACACAGAUCUCCCCCCAGCUGGCUGCAGCUGUGCAUCAGGCAUCUGAACAGCAGAUCCAAGUACAGGUGCAGAUUCAGGGUGAGCAGGGUCAGACAGUGGGUCAGGUACUUCAGGUGGCGUCUCCCACCCAACAGCAGCUACAAGGAGUUACUACAACACAGCUGGUGCAACAGGGAGAACUCACAGAGGAACAACAACAACAGAUCCAGGCUCAGCUGGUGGCAGCAGUUGCCGGAGGUCAGCAGAUUCAGAUCCAAACAGUGGAGGCUCUGUCCCCUCAGCAGCAGGGCUCCCCCAGGGAAGUGGACAGACGAACUGGAGCCUCGCCUGCCGUCCUCCAGCCUGCGAAGAAACGCAAGGUGGACGUCCCUACAGUCGUGUCCUACUCGCUCCCUCAAGGGCAGCAGCUGGCGACCGUAUUGGCCAUCCCGCAGGGCCAACAGCAGGGCUACUUGUCACUUCGACCAGACCUGCUGACUGUCGACAGCACUCACCUCUACAGUGCCACUGGUACCAUCACAGGCCCGGCCGGCGAGACCUGGACCAUACCUGUGUACUCUGCCCCGCAGCAGCAAGGUGUGGCCCACAUCGCCAUCCCACAAGAGGCCUAUAGCACCGUGCAGGUCCAGGCCUCGCCAACUGACAAAGACAAAGACAAGAUGGUAAUCGGUGCAUCUCAGGCUGCAGGGGCAGUGGCGGUUCCGGUGUCCGGCUCAGGAGUGACCACUCAGGAGGAAGUUGUACAUUCACUGUUUCCUGCGCAGUUUAUGAACGGAAACAUUCACAUCCCUGUCGCCGUGCAGACUGUAGGGGGCGCUUAUUCUGGGACAACGCAGGCCCUGCAUAUAUGGGAUCCACAACAACAGCAGCAGCACGUGCAGGAUGGAGAAGUACAGGAACAACAGCUCCAUCUGCAGGCGCAGACAGAGGCGGAGCCGCAGGUAGAGCCUCCUCCUGAAUUGGUCCUCCCGAACACACUGAAGCCUGAGGAUGGGCUGGAGGUCUGGAGGCUUUGGGUUCACCGCAAAAAUGAUGAGCUGGACAAAAAUGAACAAAAUAAGCUGGCACCUAUUGGACGUCGACAGCCGCUGCGCUUCCAGGACGACCUUGUGUCGAGUUCAGUGGGAGAGUUGAACCUGGCUCUGUCCCUGAUGACUCAAGAGGCCCGUGGGCUGGAGGGAGAGCCGUUCGAACCCGAUUCAUUAUACUAUGUAUUUUUAUGUAUACAGAAAUACAUGUUUGAGAACGGCAGGGUAGACGACAUCUUCUCUGAUCAGUACUAUAGCCGCUUCUGUCAGUGUUUACACAAAAUUCUGGAGGAGUGGAGGCCCAGUAUUCAUCCACUUGGCUAUAUUAUCCCAAGUCACGUGACAGAGGAGAUGCUGUGGGAAUGUAAGCAGUUGGGAGCUCACUCACCAGCCACUCUCCUCACUACACUGAUGUAUUUCAACACCAAGUACUUUCACUUGACCACAGUGGAGCAGCAUAUGAAAGUGGCCUUCUCCAAAGUGCUCAGACACACAAAGAAGAACCCCACCAACCCUAAAGACAAGAGCACCAGCAUCCGCUACCUGAAAGGAGUUGGACCACACCAUGUUGGACAGAAAGUGACUGAUGACAUGUACGCAGAACAGGCUGAAGACCCCGAGAACCCGCUGCGCUGUCCCAUCAAGCUCUAUGACUUUUACCUCUUUAAAUGCCCUCAGACUGCUAAGGGUCGCAAUGACACAUAUUACCUGACGCCGGAGCCUGUAGUGGCACCAAACAGCCCCAUCUGGUACUCCACUCAGCCAAUCACGAGCGAGCAACUGGAGCACAUGCUAACACGCAUCAUGAUGGUGCGGGAAAUCCAGGAGAUCAUCUCCAUCACGCAGACCAGCGUUCACUGAGAGACGACGCUUGAGGGGGAAAGGAAAUAAGUGAAAGAUGGAUGGAGAUCUCCAGCGUCAUCCAAACAGACUGAAUCACGUUUCCUCUGCGGCAUCUCUUUAUAUUCAUCCACCAUUGAAAGGAGAAUCAAGUGGAGUUUUGGAUGAGCUGGAUUACGUGCAUAAAAGCCUUUUUUUUGUUUGUUUUGUUUUUAGAGACAGGAACUUCUUUCUGUUUGUUCGCCUAAUGAAACGUAUUCAGAUCCCAGAUCCCUUGAUGUGUGCAUUUCUCUCUUUCUGCCAUGUAUGUUACGCUCCAUCCCUCUUCCCACUGUCCUCUGUUUCAUUUUCCUUCAAUAAGUGCUGAACUGUAAGGAUCUGGUGGUUUCGAAGACCGAUUUAAGCCAUUUUUGUUUUGGUAGUGGACUGGAACACAUCAGGUGUUUAAAAACAUGGCCUCAUUCAUCUGUAACCGUUAACACAUCCCUUGCUCGCCUCCGGGAGCUUUUGCAGUAGCACAGAUCGCGUUAUCUGAGGAGUGUAUUAUACAUCAAGACUUUUUGGUUCUGUUUUUAUUUGAUUUUUUUUUUAUAUAUAUACACACACAUGCAUCUAUGGUAACCUGAUAUGUAUUGAUAUUAUAGUGGUGCUGGAGAACUGAAGCCUGUGUUUUCAAACAUGCCUUUUUGUACAGUGAAUCACCUGUUGUGUGUUGUCUUUGAGUCUUUCUGCAGUCUGGCACACAAACAACACACAGGCAGAAUAAAUUUCUUUGUAAGUAGA
This is a messenger RNA of Danio aesculapii, 3131 nucleotides long. RefSeq names its product glutamine-rich 1 (gene qrich1). The transcript has 12 exons. The record is from RefSeq and is a predicted model, not a curated record. NCBI's taxonomy places the organism in Eukaryota, Metazoa, Chordata, Actinopteri, Cypriniformes, Danionidae. Bases 216 to 2369 code for a protein of 717 amino acids.